Microsporum canis CBS 113480 is the source of this 1164-nucleotide messenger RNA. RefSeq names its product Sir2 family histone deacetylase Hst2. Gene Ontology annotation, molecular function: histone deacetylase activity, NAD-dependent; NAD+ binding. The transcript is spliced from 2 exons. Bases 1 to 1164 code for a protein of 387 amino acids. The record is from RefSeq and is a predicted model, not a curated record. NCBI's taxonomy places the organism in Eukaryota, Fungi, Ascomycota, Eurotiomycetes, Onygenales, Arthrodermataceae.
AUGGGGGCAGAAACUUCCAAGAUGGUGGACGACAGCGUCCCUCCGGCCAUUUUGGAGAAACGCAGCAUCGACGGCGUCGUGAAAUACAUCAAAGAGAAGAAAGCCUGCAAGAUAGUAGUCAUGACUGGUGCUGGCAUCAGUACUUCUGCUGGCAUCCCCGACUUCCGCUCGCCAGACACUGGCAUCUACGCCAACCUGGCGCGCCUCGAGCUGCCGCGCCCUCAAGCUGUGUUUGAUAUAUCUUAUUUCCGCCAGAACCCUCAUCCGUUCUACGCGUUGGCAAGGGAGAUGUUCCCGGGCAAGUUUCGGCCAACGAUCACUCACUCGUUUAUCAGACUGCUCCACGACAAAGGGUUGCUUCUGAAACUGUUUACCCAGAACAUCGACUGUCUGGAAAGGAAAGCUGGUGUUCCCGGAGAUAUGAUCAUCGAGGCACACGGUAGCUUUGCAACCCAUAGCUGUAUAGACUGUAAGGCUUCCUACCCCGACGACCUGAUGGCCAAGGCGAUUGCGUCCAGCGAUAUACCAUCGUGCACUGAGUGCAAGGGGCUCGUCAAGCCGGACAUCGUCUUCUUCGGAGAAGCUUUGCCUGAAAACUUCUUCGCCAAUCGAGAUGUGCCCGCGCAAGCAGACCUAUGUAUCGUCAUGGGCACGAGUCUGAGUGUGCAGCCGUUUGCUAGUUUACCGAGCCUGUGUCGAGAGGAGACCCCGCGUGUCCUGGUCAACCUUGAGCAGGCUGGCUCUUUGGGGUCUCGGGCAGACGAUGUGUUGAUUCUGGGAGACUGUGAUAGUGGAGUCCGUCGCCUGGCCGAGGCGCUCGGGUGGCUGGAAGAGCUAGAGAAGCUCUGGGCGGAAACCUGCCCAGAGAAGGACAAGCAGGGCCAUGAGCAACGAAAGGAGCCGGAAACCCAAGACGAGCGCCUUCACGACGAGGUUGACCGCCUCUCGGCAGAGGUAGAGUCGGCCCUGAAAGCGUCUCGCGACCACGAGACACGGACAAAGGCCCAACUAGAGGCACUACAGGAAAAGGAAGAAAACCAGAAGCUAGAGAAGCCUGCCACAGAGGGAGAUAAACCACCGGAAGACCAGUUGGCUCAAUCAAUGGCCAAUCUUGAAGUAUCCUCGAAGGAAGACAAGCCGAGGCUGGUCGACACAAAGGAUUGA